Molecule: messenger RNA, 4518 nt
Organism: Kluyveromyces lactis
Lineage: Eukaryota; Fungi; Ascomycota; Saccharomycetes; Saccharomycetales; Saccharomycetaceae
Gene: SNT2
Product: DNA-binding E3 ubiquitin-protein ligase SNT2
Exons: 1
Coding region: 1-4518 (1505 amino acids)
Biological process (GO): histone catabolic process
Cellular component (GO): Lid2 complex
Molecular function (GO): chromatin binding; ubiquitin-protein transferase activity
Source: RefSeq, a predicted model, not a curated record
AUGACUGUCGUCUCAGGACAAAAUUCGCCAGAUGAGAUAAUAAUUUCAAAUGGCAAUGAGUACACAAGUCGUAGGCGAACUGCGACCAAGAAUGUGAGUUAUAAUGAGAAGGAAGCCGACAUUGCGUUGGCGAAGAAGAUUAAACAAUUAGAGAAGGCGAACUCUUCGAAACAGAAGUCUGAAAAGGGUGAAACUAUAAAGAAGAAUGGCAUUCAGAAGAAGGCGAACAAUGGAAAGAAGUCACAGAAGAGUAGUUUCAAGUAUCAGUCGUUCUUGCAAGACAAGAACACGCCGUGGAAUUUCAUUCCUUCUCUACCUAACUCAUUCAAGAAAUACGCAAGGUUCAGUACCAUGUUGGAUAUCGAUGAGAUGACCGUUGACGUUUCUAAGCAAUUGCUACUAUCUGACGGAUCGGCUGUCUUGAAAAAAGAUGAGCACAUAUUUAUGGUAUCAGAACCACCUGGAGAACCCUACUAUAUUGGUAGGAUAGUUGAGUUUGUGCCGAAAAAGGAGUUUCGUUCACUCAUAUCGCGUUCAUUACACUUGGCAACUAGUUUCCCUGCGAUUUAUUUUCAGUUAAAAAUGAAUUGGUACUAUAGACCCAGAGAUAUCCAGGAAAGAACAAAUAGUACAAGCUCCAGAAUGCUAUACGCUUCACUUCAUAAUGAUGUUUGCCCAAUUUACUCAUUCCGUGGUAAAUGUAAUGUCAAAUUUCAAAAAGAAUUUACCUCAAUUGAUCAGCUAACAGAAUACGUCUCAAGACCCAAUUGUUUCUACUUCAACCAACUUUUCGAUAGAUAUACACUAAAGUAUUACCAAAUGGAAAAAACAGAUCAGAUGGCUGUGCGAGUUGCUUCUGAUCUACCGUAUUUCAAGAUUUUAACUAGUAAAUUCCCAUUCAUUUUCUAUGAGGAUAAAUUCCCACUGGAUAACCUACUUACCAAAUAUGUCUGUGGCAAAAGAACCGAAGACCAAAGCUGGGAUUUGCGUUGCGGCGAAUGUCGCGAUUGGUGCCACCAAUCGUCUUCUAUCAAGUGUGAUGACUGUAAGAUAUCGAUUCAUCUGUGGUGCAUGGACCCGCCCUUAGAAAAGAAGCCGGCAAAAGGUGUGGUUUGGAUUUGUUCAAAUUGUGUCGGAAAGCAGAACAACCAAGAGCACAUCACGAGGGACAAAGAAUGGGAAGGAAUAGAAAGUUCGGUUGAAAGGCUAACAGAAAGUUUGGCUUCUAUCAGAGAUUUCAAUACAAACAGAGAAAAUUGGUGGUUCCAGUAUCUGGGAGAAGACAUGUGCAAUCAUUUAGGUGAUCCAUUAUUUGACGACUAUAUCGCACCAUUCCCAUGGAAAAAAAGUAGAGUAAGUUUACAAAAGGGCCAAUGGAGUAAUUGUAAUCAACAAUGGGUGGAAGAUCCGUACAGCAAUAAACCUGGAGAACGAGGGACUUCUGCUUCUGUGGAAGGCCUUUGGAUUGUUAAUAAUGAAAAAAUGGCAGAGAGCGAAUUAGACGAAUAUGUUAAAAGGUGUAAGAGUACAAUUCCUGGCAAUCUCGAAGUUCAACCAGAAGCUUGUAACUUCAUCGACAUAAUCCUCAAGCUAUUAAUGCAAAAUGAUUAUAACUCCGAAAUUUCUUUCCUUAAAGCAACCGAGAUUAUAACUAGAGAAUCGUUGAAGGAGCCAACAUUAUCACAAGAAGAAAUUAAGAAAUUCGAAGAGGGGGUUAGUUUAUAUGGAAGCGAAUUACACCCUGUUUGUAAGCAUGUUGGAACGCAAUCAAUGUCAAUGAUUGUUCGCUAUUAUUAUUACUGGAAAAAGACUCCGAAUGGGAGAAGAAUCUGGGGAAAUUUUAAGGGCAGAGCGAAGAACAGAAAGAAGCAAAGUAUUGAUGAUUCAACUAACAAGAAGUCUAGUUCCGAUAAAGGUGAUAAAAAUUCUAAAAGGAUACCGAAAAAGAAAGCACAAUCGACACAACUUUUGAAACACAUUGAUGACUCUUCUUUUGACUCUGAACAAAUAUCAGAUGUAAAAAAAUGCUUCCAAUGCAUGUUUUGUUCUUUAGAUUAUUCACCAUUAUGGUAUAGGGUUACUGGUGGGUCAGAGGAUGAUCACAUUCAUAGAAGACUUACGACCGGAGUAAAUGAAAAAGUUUCAGGUAGUGAUAGCGAGAAAGCCAAACAGGUUGAAAAAGAUAAUGAGAAACUGAAUGCCCUUUGUAUAAGAUGUGCAAGGAUGUGGAGGCGUUACGGUAUUAGAUGGUCAUCUCCUAUCGAUGUUUUAAGACAACUUUAUGGUAGUAGUUCUUCAUCGGUCCAGGGUGCGAUAAAGGACUUACUGGAGGAUAAUGACGAACAGGCAAUUUGUUGUUCCACUAAUCAGGCCUUUUCAAAAAAUCUGGACUGGGAACUAGUGAUAGAUACGGAAUCAAUCACUAAACAGCGCUACGCAGCGACAGAUAAUCCCGAAAAGCUAUUAAAAAUGAAGAGAAACACUUUAUCUUCUCAAGCACAAAUGAAUAAAUCUGUUAAAAAGUUAAUAGAUUUGAAUUCAAUCAAACCAGUGAACCUUGAAGAAAGUCUCAUGGGCUACAUUUCUCGCAUAGAGGCUCAGAUCAAGAGGAAAGAAGAGAUUAAAUUCAAGAGACAAAAGGAAAGAGCGUUACAAGAACAGCUAAUAUCCGAGGCACAUAUGAAGAAAUCUUCAAAAUCUGCCAUUACAACCAAACAAGCACAGGUGCUUGUAACUGAAAACAAACCACAGAUAACUGAAAUACAAGUGAAACAACAAAUAGUUCCAUAUGCCAGUCCGUCAGUCAUAAGAAAACUGAUGCCAAAUGGUGAGUUCUCGAUAAACAUAGAAUUUGAAACGCCUACUGUUGCUCCUAAUGCGUCCAUCACUGUAAAUCCUGACUUUUCUAUGGUGAAAUUAUCUGAUCCAAUUAUUUCAAUUUUACGCCAAGAUCGUGAAAAACAUAUGUUAACAGAAGACAUUUCUUCCGAAUCAAAACGGAAAAGAAAGAAACCAUCUACUACAUCACUUGACAAGAGUUCUGGCUUCGUGAUUAACAAAAGUUACAUACCUGUCGUGAAGCCAUUUCAGUCGUUGAGAUCUGAAAUACUUCAAAUGUACAACAGAAUUAGUCCAAAUUACCGUCAUAAUGUCGUUUCAAGGAAAAAUGCCAAGAAAAAUCCAAUGCAGAAGGCAAGCGAAAGCAGCACCAUGCGAGAUUCCUCACAAAAAAGCAACAAUACGUGGUCACAAACUUUCUCUGAUCCAAACGAAAAUACACUGGUGAAUGAAACGAGGAAUUUCUGCCGGGUCUGCUUUUCUGAUUAUCGUUCAAAGACUACAAACGAAUUAUCUUGCUCUAAUUGCGGGAUGAAAGUUCAUGCCUCCUGCUAUGGUAUCAAAUGCACUAACCAAUAUCAUGCGAGUCUUAAAGGGAAACUUUGGUUGUGCGACCCAUGCUCAAAUGAUCGUAAUCCAGUAGUUUCAACGAAUUACCAAUGCGUUUUAUGUUCUACUCGUGACAUUCACAAUGAAUCGGCGAAAAAGGUAACUGCACGUUCACUCCCCAACGCAUUAAAAUGCACAGCAGAUGGCUCCUGGUGUCAUAUUCUUUGCGCAAUCUAUAGAAGCAUGACCAAAUUUGCUUCAAUCGAGACGUUGCAACCGAUUAUUGGCACAGAAUGCAGCCUAUUGAAUCGAAAUAAUAUUAACUGUAACGUAUGCAAUCUUUCUGGAGGUUUACUCGUCAAAUGUCAAUCUUGUGAUGACCAAUUCCAUCCCAGCUGUGGUGCUGAUAAAGAGGGUUUCUUCUUUGGUUUCAAAAAGCAGGUCAAGUCAAAUGUUACAAAUAACUCUGAGAUCUCUUUUGUGGAAGAUCAAAAGGAUUACACCGCUUCUCCAGUAAUACUUUGCCCAAAACACAUAAGAAGUCCAGAAUUAGUUCCAUUCCAUUAUAGAGUUAGAGACUCAGAUAUAUCUUUGAUGAAAUUAUUCAUAAGGGAGCAGAAAUUUGAUCCUCAAUUUGAGACUUUGUCUACGAUCCAACUUCGCAUUCAUGCGCGUGAGCAGUUAAGGAAGAUGUUGUCUGUGAGUAUGGACUAUUCAGUUUCAAAAGAAUCAAAAAUAACCAAUGGUGUUUCUAAUGUACAAAUCCCAGUACAUGGUUCCUGCUCCCGCAAUGAACUUCUAUCAGCAGUUGCUGUUAAUAAUGGGAUGCUUAUGAUCCCCGAAGUGGAUAAAGAGGAAUUGGUAGAAUAUCCCGUAGAUCCACCAAGAGAUCGUAGUUCUCGAUUGCUUGCCUCAACAGGUACUUCGUUUACGGCGUUUGGAUCAGAAAAAUGUAAUGCUAAGAUUGCCCAACAAAAGGCUACUAAAAGAAUCAGAAACAAAAACAUCAACGAGCCAGACAGUCAACAAGUGAAGCUAGAGGAGGGCGCUGUUCCAAUGGCUCCAAUAGUGGUUCAAAUUCCACCAAAAAUUAAUAAUAUUGAAAGAACUAUACUUCCGGAGAAAUUAUAG